AUGCAUCUAGCAACACACAUCAACAACAACACCACCGCAGAGAAAGAGUCUAUGCUCAACUCCGUCAAGAACACCAUGUCUAAGACACUGCACAAUGCCAAGAUCACUCCGCACCGCUCUGGUGCCCGAGGACACGGCGACCACGGCUGGCUAAACACCUACCACAGCUUCAGCUUUGCCGACUGGUACAAUCCCAAAUUCAACUCCUAUGGCUCCCUGCGUGUCCUCAAUGAGGAUCGCGUAAAGUCGAACUCUGGCUUCCCUACACACCCGCACCGAGACUUCGAGAUCUUCAGCUACAUCCUGUCCGGCGAGCUGACCCACCGAGACAGCAUGCUGCGGAAGGGUGCCGAGGGUGGGCAGUCUGAUCGCUUCUACAGGAUGCAUAGGGGGGAUGUCCAAUUUACAACGGGUGGCACGGGCAUAGCGCACUCCGAGUUCAACGAGCACAACAGUGACACAGUCCACUUCCUCCAGAUCUGGGCCAUCCCAUGGAAGCGCGGCCUGACUCCAAGAUAUCACACACGGCACUUCGAUGAGGAGGAUAAGCGCAAGGGCUUCGUGCACAUCCUCAGCCCCCUCAAGGCCGGCGAGGACGCCUCCGCCGCCGAGGAGAAGGAGGCCGAGCCCACCCUCCCGGGCACGAUCCCCAUCCACGCCGACUUCGUCAUGAGCGCGGCCAUCAUCCCUCCCGAGGCCAAGUUCGAGUACAAGAUCGGCGCGGACGCGGUCAAGGCCAACAAGCGCAAGGUGUACGUGCACGUCCCGAUGACCAAGGGCGGCAACGCCAAGAUCAGGCUCGACGGGCGGGAGGACGCCGUGCUGUCGGAGGGCGACGGCGCCUUUGUCGAUAGCGUCAACGUCGGCGACAAGCUGUCGUUUGAGAGCGUUGGUAGCGCCGAGGCGGAGGUCGUUGUCUUAGACACUGCGUGA
Molecule: messenger RNA, 933 nt
Organism: Phaeoacremonium minimum UCRPA7
Lineage: Eukaryota; Fungi; Ascomycota; Sordariomycetes; Togniniales; Togniniaceae
Product: putative pirin domain protein
Exons: 2
Coding region: 1-933 (310 amino acids)
Source: RefSeq, a predicted model, not a curated record